AUUGGAGCAGGCAGGCGUGCAAACCUGCACCCUGUAGCCCCCAGCCAGGAAUCAGGAGGCAGCCACCUGGAAGCUCACGGGGCCUGCAGCGGGGCGAGGGGCGCUCGGGGCGUUGGCACGAGCGCGCGCGCCUGCGUCGCCUUCUCGGAUGCGGCGAGGACGACUCUGUGUCGCGACCUGAGCCAUUCAACAGCUGGCCUCGCCCGCGGCGGUGGAAGAGAGCGACCAGGAGGGUUGAUCCUUGACACUGCGGCGGCUGGAGGGAGGCGGCGGCAGGAGCGGUAGCGGUUCCGCUACCCCAGCGGAGCUAAGCGUGAAGGCAACAGACCCAAGUUUACUGGAUCCAUGUGUCAUCAGAAGAAAUGUGUCCCUUGCUUAGGAUGCCACAGCACAGUGCUCGCCAUGAAGAGUUCCCAUGAAUCGUGGCCUUUGUGAUAUUUUCUUCUUUGACACAUUUUCUGCAUAAGGUGGUGUGAGGACACCAUGACAGUCACAGUGGUUUAUGAUAACUCUGAGGCAACAGAGCUCUGUGCUGCUCAGCACCUCUACCUCAAGCCUAUAGCAAAAUUAAUGAUCAACGUGUUGCUCCCAGAAUGUAUAGAACCUGUGAGGCCCUUCUCUAACUGGGAAGUUCUUGACCAACUGAAAAGUCUGAUUUGCCCUGACCAGUUUACCACAGUGCGCCUCUCCAAGAGUACGAAAGACUUCAUCCGAUUUGAGGGUGAGGCUGAAACACGAAGUUUGGUUCAGAUCCUGAAAGCCAAGUUACAUGGGAAGAUCAUCAAGCUUAAUGGUUUGAAAACUGACUUAAAAGUAGUAGCGACAGAUGCCCAGGGAGAGUGGGAACACUUCCCAAAAGAGAAAGAGGCCUCAGUGAUUGAGGGAGCUGAAGAACAAGACCAUGAUAAGGGCCCUGAUUCUAUCUACUUUGAAGGCUUGCCCUGUAAGUGGUUUGCACCUAAAGGCUCCAGUGGAGAGAAGCCCUGUGAGGAGAUCCUCCGAGUAGUCUUUGAGAGUUUUGGGAAGAUCAAGAAUGUGGAUAUCCCCAUGCUUGACCCCUACCGAGAAGUGAUGACAGGUGGGAGCUUUGGGGGUUUGAACUUUGGCUUGCAAACAUUCGAAGCCUUUAUACAAUACCAGGAGUCAACUGACUUUAUAAAAGCCAUGGAAUCCCUUCGAGGAAUGAAGCUGAUGCUUAAAGGAGACGAUGGCAAAGCUCUGGCAUGUAAUAUUAAGGUUAUGUUUGAUACCACCAAACAUUUCAGUGAAGGAGCUAUACAGAGGAGGAAUCAGGAAAGGCUAAAAUUACAGGAGCUGGAAGAAGAGAGGAAAAAAGAAAAGAAGAGAGAAGAGGAAGUAGCUGAAAGAAAAAGAAAAGAUGAAGUAAGGAAAGCCCAAGAAAAGAGAAAGAAGGCCAGGGACAGGAGGCGAGCCCUGAAGGAAAGAGACAGACACCGUCAAAGAAAGGAAAAAGUGAAAACCAAGCCUGAGGCCCGUCAGGAGCUGGACUCUUCGGGAGAGUGGGAGGAGCGGAAGUACUUGCUGGCUCGGAGGCGGGUUGAAGCUCUUCGGUUACUCCGGGUACUCCUGAAGAAAAUUGCAGUUUGGAUGAGAAAAGAGAAGAACCUCAAGCCUUGUCAAACACACAUUAGCCUUCUCUUGAACUGUCUGGGAUCCACACAGUGUAAUCCACAGGAAGUUGGUGUUAUGAAGUCCGAAGCUCAUCAUACCCCAGGGACUGCAUUGAAAUCACCCGAGGAAGAAGAAUUAAACACUCGGCAUCUUCUAGAUUGGGAAGAAAUGCCAAGCUACCAGGCUUCCACACUUGAUCUUAGUCAAAAGGCAGAGAAGCGAUGCUAUCAGGCUUCCAAGUCUGACAAUAAACAAAAACAAAAAGGGAAGAAAAAAACUAAGGCUCAGUUACAGAAAUCUUCACACACUCCUGGGGUGAAACAAAUGAGACACUCAGCUAGAAAAGAAGAAACUGGAAAAGUGUUAAGUGAUGGGUGUGAUUACAGUUUGGUCUCUGACCAGAAUUCUUUACAGAGUACAAUGAUUGCAGAUCAGUCCCUUGCAAAGGAAGACCACGCCAGUUCUAAUGAAUCCCAUUCUUCUAGACAAGCUGUGAUCAACCGUGGCAGGAAACAGAAGAUCUAUGAAACAGAUGAAUUUAUUGACUACCUAUUAAACUAUUAUCAGACUCCAGAGUAUGCCCGAUUCUGUCUUGAAGCAAGUCACCUAACAAGCACAUGUCAGUGGCAGAGAGAUGUCUACGCUAAGGGGGAUGGCUUUCAGAUCUAUUUAAGAAAACAGGGGUACCACUCAAACAGCCUGAGUGAAGAGGAGAGCCUGCAAGGGAUAGAGCAGGACGAAGAGCAGGACUGGCCACAAGUGUAUAUUAAAGAUCCUGAGAGUAAGUCGCAAAAGACAGGCAAGAUCAAUUAUGCCAAAGAAUUUACAAAGAAAUUAAAAAACCAUUGCAAGGACAUAGCAAGUGAAACUGAUGAGCACCUGUCUCCAACUGAUGGAGAGAGCUAUCCUGUGGAAAAGAUUCACAGUCACGGAGUCAAAGAUUCUCAACACAUAAGAAAAAGCCCAGUUUCCUCAUCAUUAAGGUCAGUAGAUGUAGGUUUGCCAUUGGCAGACUUCUUGGAGGAAAUUAGUAGCGAUUCUGAGUGCUUCAGUGAAACUCUUAGCAUGAACCAAGAGGAGGAGGAAAGGUCUAUGGCUGUCUAUAAUAGCUCCCCGGAAAAAAGACCUCUUGGUACUGACAAAAUCAGUACUUGCAAACAGAAAACGAAGUCGAGUCAGCAGACCUUGUGUUCAGAGUGGAAACAUGACAAUGAGGGAAAAUACUCUAAACACAGAGUUAGGGCACCAGGUAAAAGGUCCAAGUCUGAACUGAGAUACUCGUGGCUUGAGGAGGAAGGUGAUUCCAUUAGAGUUGACAAGAACAUAAGCAAAACUAGGGGGAAACUAGCCCCGAAACACAUGCUUGAUGAAGGCCAGUACCAUGAGUCCAGUUCCAGUGAUGAAUUAGAAAGCACCACGAGGAAGAAGAGGAGACUUACUAGCGGUAUGUUUGACCAGAAUGUGAAAUACAGGCCCCUUCAUAUGCCAUCAAUGCCGCCAAAACGGGCUAGAGCAUUCUAUUUGGGAUAUUUCUCCAGGAAAAGGCAGACUCCGUGGAAGUCAGAAUAUAACCAGGAUGUAAGAAGGUUCAAAAGAUAUGAAAAUUCUGAAGAUUACACGCUUGAUUCUGAUAAUUACUAUGUCAGUCACGAUGACAACCAGGAGCACAUUGAGUAUGGAAGCUACUUAGGAGACAGCUACUCUAGUUCUUUGUAUUUUAAAAUGUUCUGACGGCCACUUUGAGCAGGAACACCCUUAUUUACAAGAAACAGUGGACGGGAAGAAAAACUUCAAACCAAAUAUAGCUAUGUUGUUAGCAACCACAGUGCAAGACCUAGAAGAGGGUUCAAGUGCAAAAGCUUGCUCCUCUUGCCAAAGUUCCAAGUGUGGAUCAGAGUAACUGCAGGUAUGUCAGCAAGCUUUGGAAAUAGAAAACCUGUAAAUUCUAAAGCUUGGUGAAACACCGUAAUUACAAAACUUCUUGAUCCAAGGACAGAUUUUACAUUAAGCUUUAAUUUGGUGCCAGUAAAGGAGCAGAUUAGCAUUAAGAUGGCUGACUUAGCCUUCGAUGGCUCUUUUGCUGUCAUAACAUCAUUCAUCAUCUAUCUUCAAAGAGGACAAUAGUGGACAAAUAGGCAUCUUUUGAUGUGUUCGUAGAUUGGGUCAGAAGCACCAUGUAUGGUAACAAACUUUGCUAAAUUUUACUCCAUAAUAAUUUUAGAUAAAGAAGAAAUCCAGAGGUUAGAACAUAUAAUAGAUUUUAUGACUAGAAUUUCAUGAAUAUUCACUGGAAGGAAAUGAAUAUAUUCAUAAUACUCAAAGGGUCAUUUAUGUACUGACAGUUCUAGAAGAAGAAUCUAAAAGGGCUGAUUGCCCUUUGACAGCUAAGUAGCUGGGACUGUUUGGAGUUUUCUUGUUUGUUUUAUGGACCCCAUAUGUUUCCAUCAAAGCACCAGGAUCGAAUUUAUAAAAUCAGGGGGAUUUGCAAAGGAAAUAUCAAAACAUCCUGGCACAUCAAUAAUGGCACUUGGGAAGAAAAGUUGUGACAGUAUUCUAUUUCAGGCUCUGUAAUCCUUUCACUCAGGGUUGGGUGACAUCAGUUUGUAAAAAGUCACUGACUAUCCCCCACACUGACUUUUAUAGAAUAGUAACAAGUGCCUCCUUCGUCCUUAACAAAGUCAUGGUGUUAGAAAGACUUAAGAAAAGUCCACAGUUUUCUAGCUGUGGAAAAAUUGUUUGUGUGUGGAAUUUGUAAGCGAUGUUAAAUAAGUGAUUUAUCUUUUUUGCUGACUCGUUUUGGACUUCUUAAAUGUGUUUUUAAAUUGAGAUAUUUGUAGAUUCCUGAAGACUUACCCCUUAGCACAGUGCAUGCUCUGUAGAAAGCUUGGCCAACUCUUUCUGCCUUACAUUGGAUUCAGGACCUCAGGGCAGUUAGUUGACCUUCAUUUUCCCAACAAAGCUAUACCCGACCUGGCAACUGGCUAUCAGUGAAUUUAGAGACCAUCUGCAACAAGAAUAGUUGUUUCGAAUCCGCAGAAUUGGUGAAGGGUAGCAUUUUCAUGACAAUUUCAGUUCAGUCUCAAUUUGACAUUCUACAGGAAAGCAUCUGCUAGCAGAUGCAGGUAGGAUGUCAGUCUGUGGGGUUACUUACUAUCCUUACUAUCGUGUCACACACUGAGUGCCCCUAAACUGCCUCUUGAGCAGCCUGGUGUCUGCAGUGGUUGUGACUAUGGUGUACCUAAAGGAGAAGCCACAGGUUGUUUCUCUGAUCUGCGUAUUCCUCUUUGAAGAGAGAUUGUUCAGUCACUUCAAAGUUCAGAAAGGAGUGAAACAGAUCCACAUGGAUUACUAAGAAAGAAACAACCUCACUUUGAAGCCAGUGGUUGGUUUCACUAUUAAAACUGGGUUUGACUUACUGAAUCUGAAAGACUGCACAUGUGGUGAGAGUGCCUUUUUUGUUUUGUUUUUGAGGACGAGCAAUGACUAUUCAUGUUCAAAGUAAUGUUGCCCAAAGUAGCCUUUGAAAGCACUAACAGCUCAUAUCUUGUCAGAGAGUUUUCUGGCAACACAUUACUCUCCUCCAAUUAAAAAGCUGCCUCCUUUCCCUCCCCCACAUGUUAUUCUAUUGAAACAAAAAACAUUAUGGGUUUGUAAUAGAAAGCAGCUGACUGUUUUGAAACAAACAAACGAAAAAAAAAACCCACUCAGUUUCUUCCCUCAUUUGAUGUUGUUUCUCGAGAGAUUUUAGGUAUUUUUGCUCGGUAAGAAAAGACAAUAAAAUUGCAGAUCUCAGCAGCAUGUGCAAAGGUUGGGAUUUCUCCCUGUGAUAGACGUGGUGCUAAGUCAUCUUGAUUCAGCACUUUCGCGCUGUUUCUUUGCUAAAUGCUUUCCUGGGGCCUCCAAGUAACAAUACUGCUUUUGCUGAACCCUGGAGUUUUGUACCCGUCUGUGGUAAUGCAUUGUAGAUCCGUGUCAACCCCUUUUUUGCUGUAGGCCUUACCCGAGAAAGGUAGCCGAGUAAGAUAGCUUACUCUGUGCUUGUCACUCGGCGGCUUAGUAAAGAAUGUAACGGGACAAACUGCUAUGACUACUUUUGUUCUUGAUACUGUUGUUAUUUAAGUUGUGAAGUGUGUUUCCUCAUAUCUUCUUUUUGUCCCAUCAAACAAGGGCCUGACGUUGUUUUAUUUAAAGAGGGGUUUCCGUGCGCUUCCCUUGUAUGUGCUGCUAAUCCUGUAAAGGGAAAGUCUGCUAAGUGCUUUGUUCAUUUGUUUGAAUUUCUCAGGUAGAAGGCCAUGUAACCUAGGCAUUUUGAAACCACAACCAAAUCAAUGUGUUUUUGUUGCAAAACUGUUCAAUGUGUGAAUUUUAAAAUAAAUGCUCAUUGAUUCCACUUUGGGAGGAUGUCUCUAUCUGUAGUAGGGUAUGUUACACUAAUGUUGCUCUUUUUGGCUUAUUUGCAUUGUUAGAGAAAUGAUGCAUAAUUUAAUUUUCAUACAUUUAAAAAUAAAAUUGUCAAUAGUGACAA
Mus musculus (house mouse) is the source of this 6157-nucleotide messenger RNA. RefSeq names its product A kinase anchor protein 17B (gene Akap17b). Bases 484 to 3363 code for a protein of 959 amino acids. Lineage: Eukaryota; Metazoa; Chordata; Mammalia; Rodentia; Muridae. Gene Ontology annotation, cellular component: nuclear speck. Gene Ontology annotation, molecular function: RNA binding; nucleic acid binding. The record is from RefSeq and is marked validated. The transcript is spliced from 8 exons.